Messenger RNA from Brassica oleracea var. oleracea, 1943 nucleotides. RefSeq names its product pentatricopeptide repeat-containing protein At3g04130, mitochondrial. Gene Ontology annotation, molecular function: protein binding. The transcript has a single exon. Bases 144 to 1655 code for a protein of 503 amino acids. NCBI's taxonomy places the organism in Eukaryota, Viridiplantae, Streptophyta, Magnoliopsida, Brassicales, Brassicaceae. The record is from RefSeq and is a predicted model, not a curated record.
AGUUUCACGAUUUCCUUUCGCUGGUACGAGUUCGAACUUCCGUGUCUUAAUCCGACACAUACCUGUUCUCACCGUUAUUGUCCGAAACCGAGACAACACUUCACAACAAAAUCUACUGUUUUUUUUUUUUUAGAUUUUCCGAGAUGUCUCGUCUCAUUCAAAACCGCAUUAAAAACACUUUCUCACGCCUCAAGCCUUCCAUCGCUCUCUCCUCAUCUACCCUCAUCAAGAAUCUCUCCACGUCUCCAGAGCCAUCACCCGAACCACUCGACGAAUCCUCGGAGAUAUGGAACGUCAUCAUAGGCCGAGCAGGCGGCGACAGAGUCGUCAGCGAAGACGAAGUCUUCCACCGCCUCUCAAACGAUCCCUUCUGCAACAGAGUAAACCUCUCAGACACUCUACUCAACAAGCUCCUCCACAGGUUCAGAGACGACUGGAGAUCAGCUCUCGGCGUCUUGAAAUGGGCCGAGUCUCGCAAAGCCCACCACCACAAGCACUCACCCGAGGCUUACGACUUGGCGGUGGAUAUACUCGGGAAAGCCAAGAAAUGGGAUCGUAUGAAGGAGUUCGUUCAGAAGAUGAGUGAAGAUAAAGCCGUGACGUUAAACACUGUGGCCAAGAUCAUGAGGAGGUUCGCUGGAGCUGGUGAGUGGGAAGAAGCUGUUAACGUGUUUGAUAGGUUAAACGAGUUUGGAUUAGAGAAGAACACCGAGUCUAUGAACUUGCUGUUAGAUACUCUCUGUAAGGAGAAGAGAGUCGAGCGAGCUAGAUCUGUUUUAUUAGAGCUAAAGGCUCACAUUAAGCCUGAUUCUCAUACUUUUAAUAUCUUUAUUAACGGUUGGUGUAAGACCAAUAGAGUCGAGGAGGCUCUCUGGACUAUCCAAGAGAUGAGAGGUUAUGGGUUCCGUCCUUGUGUGAUUAGCUACACGACGAUUAUAAAAUGUUAUUGUUUGCAGUGUGACUUUAUUAAAGUGUAUGAGAUGUUGAGUUUGAUGGAAGCUAACGAUUCUCCUCCGAACUCUGUUACCUACACGACGAUAAUGUCUUGUCUUAAUUCGCAGAAAGAGUUUGAGGAGUCUUUGAGGGUAGCUGCGAGGAUGAAACGGUCUGGUAUUGAGGCGGAUACUCUUUUCUAUAACUGUUUGAUUCACACGCUUGCUCGAGCCGGGAGGGUGGAAGAAGCUGAGAGGGUUUUCAGAGAAGAGAUGCCUUCCGUUAACACAUCUACUUAUAACUCGAUGAUUGCUAUGUAUUGUCACCACGACGAGGAGGUUAAGGCCGUUGAGCUUCUCAGGGAGAUGGAGGGUUUGAAGGUUUGUGAGCCUGAUGUUCACACGUAUCAUCCUUUGCUGAGGUCUUGCUUUAAGAGGGGAGAUGUGGUUGAGGUUGGGAGGUUGUUGAAAGAAAUGGUGACUAAGCAUCAUUUGAGCUUGGAUGAGUCGACUUAUACUUUUUUGAUUCAGAGGUUUUGUACAGCUGAUAUGUGUGAGUGGGCGUAUUGUCUAUUUGAGGAGAUGAUUAGCCAAGAUAUCGCGCCGAGGCAUAGGACUUGUUUGUUGCUAUUGGAAGAGGUUAGGAAGAAGAAUAUGCUUGAAGCGGUUGAGAGGAUUGAGCAUGUGAUGAGGACUGUUAAACUUACUGCCCCUGUAAAGUGAGGUUAUUAUUAGUUACUACAAUGCUGAGAAGUGUUCAUUGUUCUGUUUUGUUCAACCACAUUGUUAGUGUAGAUUUCAAGUUCUUUGGUCAUGGAUAAGACUUGGUGAAAUUUGUAACUUAAUGGAGUUGAAUGAUUCAGACACAGUUUAGGCAAGUUUAGUUUGUUGUCUGCUUUGACUGAGAUCAUUGUAAGACCGUCUCAGGAUCCAGAGUUUUGCCAGGACUCAUUCACAUCAAGAGAUUAUGGGAGUGGGAUCCAAUACAAUUAAGCAUUGAGUUUAGGGACA